Molecule: messenger RNA, 1736 nt
Organism: Suncus etruscus (white-toothed pygmy shrew)
Lineage: Eukaryota; Metazoa; Chordata; Mammalia; Eulipotyphla; Soricidae
Gene: EBI3
Product: Epstein-Barr virus induced 3
Exons: 5
Coding region: 740-1474 (244 amino acids)
Biological process (GO): cytokine-mediated signaling pathway
Cellular component (GO): external side of plasma membrane; membrane
Molecular function (GO): cytokine receptor activity; protein binding
Source: RefSeq, a predicted model, not a curated record
CACAAAGGGGUGGGGAGAAAAUUCCAAGGCUCCACCCCCCAGGGCCCUCGUGGUUCAGUACUCCUGGGAGCACCACAUCUGGGAUCACCCCUUCCAAAAUCCCCUGGGGUAGGGGGUUGCCGAGUUCUGCAGCUGAGGAAGAGGGACCAAGUGUGGUGGGUGCCCUUCCCACCUCCAGCCCCGGGCCCAGUUUCCCGUGGGCAUCCCGGGCUUGGUACAUCUGGGGUCUGCCCAGAGUCUGGGUUUCUGUCUGUGGGAUGAGCAAGCGGAAGGAGGUACACGACUGGUGAGAAGGGGGUAUCUCUGAAUCCAGCCCCUUUUCUCUAUUGUCUAUUGUUAAUGGGACCACCUCCAGUGGAUCCCAAGGUCUAUUCCUGGUUCCAUGCUCCAGCAUCCUCCUGGAGGUAAUCGGGACCCAACGUGAUGCUGGGGAUUCGAACCCGGAUCAGCUGCAUGCAAAGCCAGCACCAUAACCUGCACAUCUCUGUAUUUUUAUCUCGGCGAGUAUCUCCCUGGUUUCUGCCUCGCCUAUGUCUCUUUCGCUGUGGGUGUCUCUGUCUCUUUCUGUCCCCUCUGGGGCUUCCCCUCUGUCAGCGGAAGUGAGGACCCAUGAGCUGGGAUGCUGGGAAAGCCCAGACGACUCACUUCCUCAUCCGAACAAACCCUGAGAGUGUUCUUCACCUGCUCUCAGCCCCCCUGAGUCAGAGCCGCUGGAGAACGGGACGUGGGGGUCUUCAUCAUGGUCCAGGGGCUCCUCCUGACACUUGUCCUCUGGGCCAGCUGCUUGCCCUGCCAUGGGAAAGAAGAAGGGUCUCCGGCAGCACCCGCCCAGCCCAGGGUUCGGUGCCGGGCAUCUAGGUACCCGGUCGCUGUGGACUGCAUGUGGACCGUACCCCUGGCUGCAAGUGGCACCGGACCCACGUCCUUCAUCUCCACAUACAGGCUCGGAGCUGCAGCCCAGGGGGAGAACUGGCCCUGCCAUCAGUCCACGCCCGAGUCCACCCACUGCAAUAUCUCUGACAUCCUUAUCUUCUCCCUGGUCCCCUACGUGCUUAACGUCACCGCCAUGUACCCUGGACAGACCAGCAGCAGCACUUUCCUGCACUUUGUUCCUGAGCACAUCAUCAAACCAGACCCUCCUGAAAGAGUGCGGCUGAGGCCCCUUCCUGGGCAUCGACUGGGGGUACAGUGGGAAGCCCCCCACACCUGGCCCCACCCAGAAAUCUUCCCACUGAAGUACUGGAUUCGAUACAAGCGUCAUGGAGCUGCUCACUUCCGAAAGGUGGGGCCCACGGAAGCCACAUCCUUCACGAUCCGGGCCACAAAGCCCCACUCCAGGUAUUGCAUCCAGGUGUCAGCACAGGACCUCACCGACUCUGGACAUCCCAGUGACUGGAGUGUCCCUGCUGUUGUGACUGGGACCCUGGAUGGGCAGCACAGACCCAGUACCCACCUGAAAGGGUUGUGCCUCUGAAAUCCAGGUCCCUACUCUUCGGUGGAAAUGACCCAGUGGGGUUAGGGGUGCUUGGGGCUUUGCCUCUGUGAGUCUCAGUUUGUAAAAUUGAGGGUUGGGGUUUUGUCCCUAGAUGAAGGGACAUUUGAAUAUGAGAUUGGGGGUUUGGGAGAAUGAGAAAGGAUGUCUAUUAGUUGGGGCUGUUGUUUGGGGGUCAUGCCCUGCUGUGAUCAGGGAUCAAGCCUGACUCUGUGGUCUUGGAGCUGGAGCAAUAGUCGGUAGG